AUUUCCAGGUUUCGUGGAACAGCGUAAGCGAGUUUCGGCAUGAAUAAUCAGGCACAUGGUCCUCACUACUAUAACCAAGGGUUUCAGCAUGAGGAAGGAAGACCCCCUCCGUAUUCCCCAUAUCAUGGGAUGUACCCAGCUCCCAGUCAAGGUCCCCCUUCCUAUGCUGAUUCCCAGGUUCCCCACCAGACCAUCAACACCCACCAUGACAGCCCUGGAGUACCACAGAACACAGGACAGAAGAAAGGAAUGAAGAAAAGCCACUGUAAACAUAUAGUGAGUGCAUUUGUCUGCGUCUUAGUGGUUCUUGCAGUGAUCGCAAUCUUGCUCUGGUACUUCUUGUACUAUCAGUGUUUACAAGGGAAAUUAUGUGGAAAUGGCGGGGUGUGUCUGAGUGCCUCCCAGUGGUGUGAUGGUGUGGAGGACUGCCCGCAAGGUGACGAUGAAGCCAAUUGCUUACACUGCUACGGGACCAACUUAAUUCUGCAGAGUUACUCGUCAGACAGCCAAACUUGGAAGCCUGUGUGUGCCGAGGGCUGGAACGACAACUACGGGAAAGCUGCCUGUGAGCAGAUGGGCUACAAGGGAAGCCAGUAUAUGUCCUUCACCCAGGUUAGUGCAGGAUCACUGGCUUCCAAAGGGUACAUGAAGCUGAAACCUGGACAUAAGCCUGGAGCACUUAUUCAGUCACAGCUCAUCCACAGCCAAAGUUGCUCAGAAAAUGCUGUCAGCCUGCAUUGUAUUGACUGUGGAGUGAGUGAUGCAGCUCCCAGCACUCGAAUAGUGGGGGGAACAAUGGCGGCAAGAGGGGCCUGGCCAUGGCAAGUCAGUCUCCAGAUUAAUGGUCAUCACCUUUGUGGAGGCUCCAUUAUCAGCGCUUACUGGAUUGUAUCUGCCGCACACUGCUUUGAAGAAUUCUCCAAUCCUGAAAUUUGGAUAGUAUACUCUGGCCAUGUGAGCUUGCAGGCAAUGAGCAACAGAGGCACCACAGUCAGGAAAAUCAUCAGUCAUGAAAAAUAUGAUGCGGCAACUAGUGACAAUGACAUUGCCCUCCUGAAGCUCAAUACACCUCUGACGUUUUCACGUGAAGUAAGGCCAGUGUGUCUGCCCAAUGUUGGUGUAAACCUCUCUCCUGAGCGUCUGGCCUGGAUCACUGGAUGGGGAGCCCAGCACUCACAUGGACCAACCACUGACAGACUGAUGCAGGCUCAGGUGACCAUUUACAGCAGAGACAACUGUAACAGACAGGAAGUGUUAAAUGGAGAAGUUACCAAGACCAUGAUCUGUGCUGGCAAACUGCAGGGAGGAGUGGAUGCAUGUCAGGGUGACAGCGGAGGACCCCUGGUGACCAAGGAGGGAGGGCUAUGGUGGCUGGUAGGUGACACUAGCUGGGGCUACGGAUGUGCUUUGAGAAACAAGCCCGGAGUCUAUGGCAAUGUAACCUACUUUAUUGACUGGAUAUAUGAACAAAUGAAGAAGGAGUGAUGGAGACGUAAAAGAAGACGAGGAUUUAUCCCUAAUCAAUGUUGUUCAUUGCACAUUCAAUUUUGCACAUUUUGAAGCUCAAAGAACUUUUGUAAAAAGAGAUUUUAUAAACUUCACUAACUGGAGAUGAAUUAUGCAGAAAAUGCCAA
Myripristis murdjan (pinecone soldierfish) is the source of this 1634-nucleotide messenger RNA. RefSeq names its product transmembrane serine protease 2 (gene tmprss2). NCBI's taxonomy places the organism in Eukaryota, Metazoa, Chordata, Actinopteri, Holocentriformes, Holocentridae. Gene Ontology annotation, molecular function: serine-type endopeptidase activity; protein binding. Gene Ontology annotation, cellular component: membrane. Gene Ontology annotation, biological process: proteolysis. The record is from RefSeq and is a predicted model, not a curated record. Bases 40 to 1485 code for a protein of 481 amino acids. The transcript is spliced from 13 exons.